AUGUUAAUCUUAACAAGAGUCCUUUUAACAUGCAGAGCACACAGCACACACAGUGAAAUGUGUUCUCUGCUUCUAACCCAUCCUAGUACCAGGAGUCUACUACUAGGAGCAGUGGGCAGCCACCGCAGGGCAGGAGGUGAACUGGGACCUCUCCAAGUAGCAGUCACAAUCCAUGUUUUAGGUCUGGUCGGUGGCUUGAACGAGCAACCCUAUGGCUCGCAUGCUUUUACGCUUCUUGCAUCUCAGGUGUGUUGACAUUCAAUUAACCUUUUGAAAGCUUGUGCGUAACUUUAUUGACUAUUUUAUAUUCCUGGCACUGACACAUUUGCACUUCCUUAUCUGCCAAGGUCAAUUUAAACACGGACACUCAAAACGCAACGCAAAAUAAUCUCGAGUAGGCUACCUGUGGGCGACACUAACCGGUAACCGAUGGUUUCAGCGGUCGUUAGUGUAAUAAUGACCAGCCCCGUGUGUUGUGGAGCAGCCAGUCCAUCCCUCUACGGGUAGCUGACAGUGGACACAUAUGUGUGCGGCUGGAGAAAAGCAGAGGGAAAUACUGUAGCCUCCGUUAUUUACCAGUACACUACUGCAAGGCAAAACCUUUGUUUCGAGACACUCCCUUUCCACUUUUACCACGAGAACACACCAAGCUGCGCCGUAGUGUGCCACAUCGUCUCUGGACCAUAAGACAACAAUCCAGGUUGAAUUAUUUGACGUGAAUCUUUUUUGGACGAGUUACGGAUGUAUGCGGGUGACUCUCAGAGUUGCAGUUUUAUUCGUGAACAUUCAGCUGCGUUCACUAUCUUCCAGUUCGCGGUCUACUGAGCUUGGGCAACAAUGGGACAGAAGAUGAAGAAUAUUUUUAAAUUAAUGCUUUGCGUUCCUAUCACGCUCUGUGCCCUGUACUUAAUAUCUCCUUCUUUAAAACUUAUCAUAGGCCUCUUACCUAUGGAUAAAUGCUCUUUGGAAAAUGCAAAUAUGCUGAAUCUGGACAACAGUGUGGACGCCAGCCUCGACCUUUGGUCCAGAGCUGACGUGCAAACAUGUACGACUUGGAAAGCUGCCAUUAUCUGGGAAGGGAUGUUUGACCCUGACGCUUACGACCAGAUGCACAGAAGAGAAGGAUCCUCUGUGGCUCUAACAGUUUUUGCUGUUGGCAGGUACCUGGAUGCUUACCUCAAGACCUUCCUGAACACCUCAGAACAACACUUUAUGUUGGGUUUGCCUGUGACGUAUUAUAUAUUUACAGACGUGCCAGAGAAGGUACCAGACAUCAAGCUCGCUCCACAGCGAAGCAUAAAGGUUAUGAAAGUAGAGAAGAAUUCAAGGUGGCAGGAUGUGUCGAUGAUGAGAAUGAAGACCAUAUCAGACGUCAUAGAGUCGGAUAUUCGCCACCACUGCACGCACGUCUUCUGCUUUGAUGUGGAUCAGGUGUUUACUGGGAGAUUUGGCUCGGAGGCUCUGGGAGAUUCUGUCGCUCUGCUCCACGCCCAUUACUACCGCCUUCCAAAGAAGUAUUUUACCUAUGACCGCAACCCAAAUUCCAAGGCGUACAUGCAAACUGGGGAUUUCUACUACCAUGCUGCCAUCUUUGGAGGCUUGUGGAAGAGUGUAAAAGCGUUGACUGAGGCCUGCUAUCAGGGUAUCAUGGAGGAUAAACGGAACAAUGUGGAGGCUCUGUGGCACGAUGAGAGCCAUCUGAACAAAUACAUGUGGCUUCACAAGCCGACCAAGGUGCUCUCCCCGGAGUACUGCUGGGAUACCAGCAUCAUCUACAGGAGUGAGAUACGAGUCACCCGACUAAUGUGGGCACCAAAAUAUUAUGAUACACUUCGCACACCUUAGUGUCUUAUGUAUUUCAUAUUUAGUAAAUGGCAAACGGAAAACUAUGUGACAAAUAAUAACACAUUUGAUCUCUCAGGUUCUCAUGCUCCCUGGCUCUUUUCUCUCGGGGGAUUUAUUUGCACAUCUGCAGGUGUGGCUUUUCCUAAUGGAGGGACAACUUCUUUUUACUGACCACCUUUCAGAAAAUGUUUGUUUUCCAUGAUUCAGGUAAAUCCGACAGUGCUGCCCAUGCUUCAUUGUCAGUGUAUAGUGAUAGUAUAAUAUUAUAUGUGUGCUGAAAAGUAGCACUUGUUAUUUGUAUGUCUAUCUAUCUCUUUAGAUCAAUGAAGCCUUGCCCUAUGUUCAUUCAGAAAUUAAAUAUAGUAACUAUAUUUAUCCCAUAACUACAGUCAAGACUUCCGUUUUUUUCUGAAAGAUGUCAUGCAGGGUGUGAACUUCAUAUCAUCUUCUCAGUUUCUGAAGAGGAAGGCAUGAAAGCGGAAACCUAAUAAGCAUCUUGUCCCAGAGAUUGUUUUAUUUUUUAAAGUAAAAGUGCAUUUAAUAAAUAUUUAAUUGAUAUCAUUUAAUAGUACAGUAAGCUCUCAACAUACACAUUAAAGUCACAUGUAAUUGUUCUA
Messenger RNA from Cottoperca gobio, 2462 nucleotides. RefSeq names its product alpha-1,3-galactosyltransferase 2-like. The record is from RefSeq and is a predicted model, not a curated record. NCBI's taxonomy places the organism in Eukaryota, Metazoa, Chordata, Actinopteri, Perciformes, Bovichtidae. The transcript has 6 exons. Bases 838 to 1845 code for a protein of 335 amino acids. Gene Ontology annotation, molecular function: hexosyltransferase activity. Gene Ontology annotation, biological process: carbohydrate metabolic process. Gene Ontology annotation, cellular component: Golgi apparatus; membrane; vesicle.